Molecule: messenger RNA, 2305 nt
Organism: Ananas comosus (pineapple)
Lineage: Eukaryota; Viridiplantae; Streptophyta; Magnoliopsida; Poales; Bromeliaceae
Product: auxin response factor 15-like
Exons: 11
Coding region: 122-1690 (522 amino acids)
Biological process (GO): response to hormone; regulation of DNA-templated transcription
Cellular component (GO): nucleus
Molecular function (GO): DNA binding
Source: RefSeq, a predicted model, not a curated record
UUUUUUUUUUAAUUAGGCGGAGGCGUUGACGGAUGAGGUUUAUGCUCAGCUUUCGCUUGUCGCUGAAACUGAGGAGGUGGAGCAACGCAUCCAUGAGGCUGGCGUUGAAGGUGACGGGGAAAUGGAGGACGAUGACACCGAGAAGAGGUCGUCGAUGCCCCAUAUGUUCUGCAAGACGCUCACUGCGUCAGACACGAGCACUCAUGGUGGAUUCUCCGUCCCUCGUCGAGCUGCUGAGGACUGCUUCCCUCCCCUGGAUUAUAAGCAGCAGAGGCCUUCUCAAGAGCUCGUUGCAAAAGAUUUACAUGGCACGGAGUGGAGGUUUCGCCAUAUCUAUAGAGGUCAACCACGUAGGCAUCUGUUAACUACAGGGUGGACUGCAUUCGUCAAUAAGAAGAAGCUGGUCUCAGGGGAUGCUGUGCUCUUUCUUCGAAGCCACAGUGGGGAGCUAAGAUUGGGCAUACGAAGAGCUGUCCAACUAAAAACUGGAGCACCUUUUCAAGCACUCCAUAACCAGAACUCGUGUAUCAGCACCCUGGCUACUGUCGCUAGUGCUGUGUCCAUGAAAAGUGUGUUCCACAUCUAUUACAAUCCAAGGGCAAGCCCGUCUGAGUUCAUUGUACCUUAUUGGAAGUUUACGAAGAGCUUCAGCCAUCCAUUUGCUAUCGGAAUGAGGUUUAAGAUGCGAUACGAAAGUGAGGAUGCUGCAGAGAGAAGAUAUACAGGACUGAUAACUGGAAUCAGUGACGUUGACCCUAUAAGAUGGCCUGGAUCAAAAUGGAGAUGUUUACUGGUAAGGUGGGACGAGGAUGUAGACAUCAGUCGUCAAAAUAGGGUCUCUCCAUGGGAGAUCGAGCCAACUGGUUCCAUUUCAGGCUCCCAUGGUCUCUCCCCGUCCAGCUCGAAAAGGGCAAAAAUGUCUCUUCCCACGGUCAAUUCAGAAUUUCCAGUUCCGAAUGGAAGUGGUUCCACAGACUUGGGGGAAUCUUCAAGAUUCCACAAGGUCUUGCAAGGUCAAGAAAUUUUGGGUUUUCGUACUCUUCGCGAUGGUAUGGAUGUUUCAAGGAACACCCAAUACCCAUAUGCUUUGAGUGGUUCGAGAAGUGGUGCUGGAAAUCCAGUUGGAAUCUCUGGAUUUCCUCACCAUUGUGCGGGCUUUGGCGAAUCUUUUAGAUUCCAAAAGGUCUUGCAAGGUCAAGAAUUAUUUCCUCAUCAUCGAGGAACUUUAGUUGAUGCUUCUACAAGAAAUUCUGGUUUUGGCUCGUCUGCUGCUUUGAAUAGAUGGCCUGGUCAAGCACAGGGAUAUGCUUCUUUCGCGCAGUCAUCAAAUCCGCCAACUCAAGCAUCUUCUCCAUCAUCUGUGCUUAUGUUUCAACCGACAAACACUGUGAUCCCCCUUAUUCAGACCGUGCAUAGGCAAUGGGAUAAAGGUGAUUGUAUCAACGAGCGCUUCGAGAUGGGGAAUGUCUACACUCGAUAUAUUGCUAAGCCAGGGUUAAAUAACAGGGAUGUUAGCAGGAAUGGUUGCAAACUUUUCGGUUUCUCGCUAACUGAGAGGAUUCCUGUGACGGAUGAAGGGGAUAGCGGGGAGGUCAAUUGUGAAACUGAAUUUCAGGCUUCACGGCCAUCACUGGAACGCAAUUGUACUGCGGAAAGAGCUCUUUAUGCUCUCUGCGCAGCUCCUCUUUAGGACGCUCUUUGCUCUUUAUUAUUAAUAAGUACAGCAGGUUCGCAAGCAAGGGGAAUGUUGCAGGGAUGUUUUCUUGAUGUUCCAAAGUUUCGUAUAAGGUAUUCUAAUUUAGGAAGCUGCAGUGGUAACUUGAUGUGCAAAGAAUGAUGACCGGGAUCUGAACGGGAUCAAUCAGCAAAAUGUUUGUUGUCCAUAACUAUGAUGCAAUUUUUAUGAUGUUAGCGGGCAAUGAGGCUUAACAAUUAACAGAGACUUUUUGGCAAGUUUGCCUCCGAUAUUUCGAUAAUGAGUUGUAGAUGAAAAGCAGUACGUUCGAUGGAGAUGCUGCUGCCUUUAUCAGAUGAAGCACCUUUCUCCCUCAAUUUCAACCAGUACGUGGUCUGCGAUCGUCUUAUAAUUUGCAUAUAAAUCUCGCAUUUUCUUGGUUUGCUUCUUACCUGUAUCUGUCCUUCUCGAAUUCUGCUAAGUACUGGUUACGAACCUUAUGUAAGUUAAUUAGGUUAAACGUUCCCUUUAAAUACCGUCAAUGUUGGACCAAGAAAUUGGUAAUUUUCAGGUGUUUGUAUGCCUCUAUUUGUAGUAGUCUUUUUUGUUUCCGAAAGGUGAGUUGAUUUU